Aspergillus caelatus is the source of this 2410-nucleotide messenger RNA. Its product is annotated as putative C6 transcription factor. The transcript has 8 exons. Lineage: Eukaryota; Fungi; Ascomycota; Eurotiomycetes; Eurotiales; Aspergillaceae. Gene Ontology annotation, biological process: regulation of DNA-templated transcription; DNA-templated transcription. The record is from RefSeq and is a predicted model, not a curated record. The coding region runs from base 146 to 2305 and encodes 719 amino acids. Gene Ontology annotation, molecular function: DNA-binding transcription factor activity, RNA polymerase II-specific; zinc ion binding; DNA binding.
GUUCCGCGGAAUCCGAAACGGUAUUUGACUUCCCCAUCAGACCUUCGUCAUGACAUUCUUCCAACAGCCCCUACCCAGUGGGACAUUAGUGUUACUCGCAUACAAUAUCCUCCUUUGGUUAUACCACACUAAUUGACGCCCAGAAAUGGAACCCGAGGGCCCCGAGAGUGAUAGCAGGGAGUCUCUUCCCACUCGGCGUGCAUGUGACCAAUGUCGUCUUAGGAAGAUACGAUGUGACAAACGGUCGCCCUGCUCUAAUUGCCGUAGUUCGCAGAUUCUCUGUCGCACCACAGGCGCAGGCCAAAAGCCUCGUGAGCCACGGAGACGAGUCCUAAUCUCCGAUCAAUAUGAAAAGAAAAUUGACUUGAUCGAAGAUCGCCUGUCCAGCAUAGAACAAGUCCUUCGGGACGUGAAGUCUACAAUUACCUCUAGUACUCCUGCCGACACUUGCUUCCAUGCAACUCCAGAUUCAGGACAGAUGACUCCGUCUGCUUCUGGACUUGCAUCUGACAUCAACGCCACGUUAGACCAACACGAGUCUGGCCCGGCAUUCGAGGGCAAUUCGUCUCUUGCAGCCCAUUCGGCUUAUGCGAGUCAGUUUCUGGAGACAGCGGUCUCACGCAGCGCGCUGCAACUCUCCAGUCCAACGAUCAACACUGCCCUAUCGACGCUCAAGCAGCUUGUCAACAUGCAGGAUUAUCAGGCUCAUCCUUCCUCACGAGACGUUCGCUUCCCUAACCAAAAGGCUAUACCGAGAUCAGGACUGCGGAAUCUGAACAUGCCUCCUGUACAGGUUGUUUUACCCCUGUUGCGCCGAUUGAAAGAGGACCCUACAAAAACUAUCUUGCUAGGGUUCUUCCCUUUUAUAACAGCGGACAGUCUUUUCGAGAAGUGCCGCCAGGUGUACUUUGCCACCGAGGAGUACUCUGACGCUACGUUCAUCGUGGUAAAUGCCUGCUUGGUAUAUAUUUUUAGUGAAAUUAGCUUCUCAGAAAGCGACGCCACAAAACGAGAGAUCUAUGAUAAAUAUCACGACCUCUGUCGUGUUAACCUUGAGACAGGUCUAGCGAACCUGAAUCUUUUGAUGCCUGCAACAAUGGAGUCAAUAGAAGCGCUUACCAUGGGAGCUAUUCACGCAAUUGAAAUCUCGAAACCCUCCUUGGCUUUGGCGUUGACGUCAACCGCAUUUCGGCUGUGUCAGACGCUCGGUUAUCAUCGAGCUUCAUCAAUGGAGAACGACAGUCAACCCGUGAAGCAAAAUAAGCGCUGUCUAUUUUGGUCAGUUUAUGUCACUGAGAAAGCCCUUUCGCUGCGGCUAGGCCGCGCAUCAUCUAUACAGGAUUAUGACAUAUCUGUGCCAACAACAAUUGAACUUCAUGGAGGCCUCGAGCCGUGGAGAACUAUCUAUCCGCUAUGGAUUAAUUUAGCUAGAAUCCAGGGUAAGGUGUACGAGAUGCUCUACAGCCCUACAGCCCUGCGUAAACCUGCAAACGAAAGGGCGUCAUACGCCCGUCAAUUAGCAGCAGAGAUGCAAACGAGCGUUGAAGAGCCAAUCAAGAAGGCCAGCCCGAAAUUCGCGAACCUCUCUGCACUUGAUGAGAUUUACCUCAAGUCGGAUGAAGUCUGCCGCCUGUCUGUGUUGACUCUAAUAUACAGAGCUAUCCCUGCAGCUGCGGAUAGUCGGAGUGCCUUCAUAGACGAAUGUAUUGAGACAGCACGAGUGACACUGGAACUACACCAAAGUUGCAUGACGAUGAUGGAGGAAGGCAACAGAAGUAACGACGUCAAGUGUUCGUACCUACACUGGACGAUAAUGUACUCACCAUUCGUGCCGUUCAUCGUUCUGUUUUGCCAUAUUAUUGAGUCUUCGUCCUAUUCAGACCUGAUACGUCUGGAAGAUUUUGUCAAUUCGCUCCAGCCCAACUGUUCGUUGUCGGAGGCUAUUGCAAAAAUGCACCGGCUCUGCCAGGUCCUCAGCAAUGUUGCGAGAUUAUAUGUCGAGGCAAAAGCGCAGGCCCAGACGCAAGAGAACGAAGAUCUGGCGUCCGUGGGCCAAGAAUUUGAUGUUUAUCUGAGUGCUCUUGGCUUAGCGCCUACACAGCCCGAAGCCGGUGAUGUCCGAUGGAAUGGUCCUGUUCCUGUGCCAGGACCUAUCCCCCAAGGCUUGAGCGAAGGAGUCGAAGGUCAAGGAUUCCAUAACACUAUGCCCCCGACUACAUUGGGCAGCUGGUUCUCGGGAAACCAACAUAUGAUGGGACUCUUAGAGGAGGAUCUAUCACUUUUUGAUCCUUCUGCAUGGUCGUGAAAUUGUGUACAUGCCGUAUUUUGGUGCCGAUGUAUGCCCUGACAUUGACACAGCGUGUAGCACCUCCCGACAUCCAUGCUUGUUACACCUUUCAACAUGUAUUGC